Prunus avium (sweet cherry) is the source of this 2838-nucleotide messenger RNA. The record is from RefSeq and is a predicted model, not a curated record. Lineage: Eukaryota; Viridiplantae; Streptophyta; Magnoliopsida; Rosales; Rosaceae.
GAAAAGUAAAUGAACCCAUUGGUCCCUUUCCCAAAGUCAUAGCCAUAGCCGCCUUGACUAUAAGCUCCUCCUCCUCCAAAUUCCUCUCCUUUCUUCUCUUCCCCAUUUCACUCUUCAUCAUCUCUACCAACGAAGAGCAACCACAUUUUGGUGUCGUUCUGAAUUUAAACUGAGAAUUUGAGAAUUGGGCAGAGGACUAAAUGCUGAUCAAAGAAGAGAGGAUGAGUCCUUGGCUACAUGGAGCAGCAGGAAUAGGGACAUAGAAAACAAGGACAUUGUGUUGUGGUACACCAUGUGCCUUCCCAAGAAGAUUUUCCCAUAUUGCCAACAAUUAGCAACCAGUUUGAGCUCCGGCCAACCAAUUUCUUUGAAAGCAAUCCUGUCCGGCCCCAAUAUGCGAAGAGGUCAAAUUGCGCAUCCACCUUCAACAUUGUCCCAGGGAGAAAUUCUGCUUGAAGGAAAAUGAAACAUCCAAAGCAAGCAGUUGCAAACACAGGUGUGUAAAAUGAUGAUCGUGCCCUUCACUUCAUUAUCAAAGACUCAAAAGCAAAGCAAAGCCAAUUAAAUAUGCUUGCUCUCAGUGCAAGGCAAAGACUCAAAGCAAGAGCGAGCCUGCAAAAUUAAAGUCCAAGACAAUAACAGUUAGCUACCUAGAACCACCUCUACCCAAAUUGAUUCCUUUAGGAAUUUGCAAAGCAAAAAUCCAUGACUGCUGCUCUAUUUAUAGCCGUUAGUUUGAUCCUACAAUGCUGCUUCACAGCUAGCACAUCCCACCCUCUAGACACUCUCAACCCAACUGAGAUCAACAAAAUAAGGCUCACAGUUCAGAAGUCUCACCUUGGAUCUCUUCCAAACCUCACCUUUCAUUUUAUUGACACUGAAGAGCCAGAGAAAUCUGAUGUUCUCAAUUGGCUAUCUUCAAGUGAAAAAGAGAGGUCUACCCCGCGCCGGCAGGCUAAGGUGGUGGCUCGAGCUGGUGGUCAGACCCACGAGCUCAUUGUGGACCUGGCUACGGGUUCGGUCAUAUCAGAUUAUGUCUACACAGGUCAUGGUUACCCCCCUCUCAGCUUUACUGAGCUCUUCCAAGCAAGUAAACUGCCUCUCAGUCACCCCAAAUUCAAGAGGUCAAUUUCAACAAGGGGAUUGAAUCUAUCUGAAGUUUCCUGCUUACCCUUUUCAAUUGGUUGGUAUGGGGAGCAUACAACAAAGAGAGCUGUAAAAGUUCAAUGCUUUUACAGAGGAGGAAGUGUCAAUGUUUUCACAAGACCUAUUGAGGGAAUUACCAUGAUAGUGGACAUUGAUUUGAUGCAGAUUACAAUGUACACUGAUAGGCUAAGAGCCCCUUUGCCUAAAGCUGAGGGCACUGAUUUUCAAACACCAAAAGGCAACUCCAAUUCUGCUUCUUGCAACAAAACCAAUAGUGGGUUCACCAUUUCAGGCCACAAGGUCAAAUGGGCAAAUUGGGUUUUUCAUGUUGGGUUCAAUGCUAGAGCAGGAGUUGUGAUCUCAACAGCUUCUGUAUUUGACAGCAGAAAGAAGAAGUAUAGGAGUGUGCUAUACAGAGGACACGUGUCAGAGACAUUUGUGCCAUAUAUGGAUCCUACAAGUGAAUGGUAUUUUAGGACUUUCAUGGACUUGGGUGAAUUUGGGUUUGGGAGAUCAGCUGAUAGUCUGCAGCCACUGAUUGAUUGCCCAGAAAAUGCAAAAUAUGUAGAUGGGUAUAUGGCUGGGGCUGAUGGCAAGCCACAAAAGGUGCAAAGGGCCAUUUGCAUUUUUGAAAGGUUCUCAGGUAAUGUUGCAAUGAGACAUACUGAGAUUAACGUUCCUGGAAAAUUGAUAAGAAGUGGGCAGCAGGAGAAGACUUUGGUGGUUAGAAUGGUGGCUACUGUUGGUAACUAUGAUUAUGUUCUUGAUUGGGAAUUUGAGCAAAGUGGUACCAUUAAAGUUGGGGUGGGAUUAACAGGUGUGUUGGAGGUGAAGGCCACGUCAUACACAAAUAACGACCAGAUAACGGAAAGCGUUUACGGAACUUUAGUGUCAGAAAACACCGUCGCCGUUAACCACGACCACUUCCUCACCUACUUCUUAGACCUUGACGUUGACGGUAACGACAACUCCUUUGUCACGGCCAAGUUGCAAACGGCAAGAACAAACCCCGUUAACGCCACAUCACCUAGAAAGAGUUACUGGAGGGUGGUUAAGGAAACCGCCAAGACUGAAGCCGAGGCUAGGAUUAGGCUCGGCUUGGAGCCAGCUGAGCUGUUAAUUGUGAACCCAAGUAGGAUGACUAGGCUUGGGAAUGUGGUGGGCUACCGGCUGAUAACUGGACAGCCGGUCACUUCUCUACUGGCUGAUGAUGAUUACCCGCAGAUUAGAGCUGCUUAUACUAAGUAUCAAGUUUGGGUGACUGCCUAUAAUAAGUCAGAGAGGUGGGCUGGAGGGUUCUAUGCUGAUAGGAGCCAUGGAGAUGAUGGCUUAGCUGUUUGGAGCAAGAGGAACAGAGCAAUUGAAAACAAGGAUAUAGUAGUAUGGUACACAGUGGGAUUUCAUCACAUUCCAUAUCAAGAAGAUUUCCCAGCUAUGCCCACACUUCAUGGUGGGUUCGAGCUCCGCCCUGCAAAUUUUUUUGAGAGCAACCCAUUACUCUAACAAAGAUGCUCUCCAUAACACGUGUUAAAUUCUCUUACAAGGAAAACUCUUAUGACAACAAUUACUUUUAACAGUUAUCUUCCAAAGUGUGAUUACUUAUUGUUAAUUUAAUUAAUUAAGGGUGGUGUACAGAUGAUUGGAUUGCCUCUGUUCACUGUAUAUAUAAUAAGUUUGUCUGGUUGUUGAUCU